UUAAAAUUGUAGAGUCACCACAAAAUGUUAUUUAUUUACCAAUUAACACAAAUUUUGUAACUAAUUUAACCUUUAAAAUAGUCGACCAAGAUGGAGAUUUACUUAAUUUUAGAGGAGAGACCAUAACGUUAAGAGCUCAUUUAAAACCUCUCUCGAACAAUGGUUUUUAAAUAUAAUAAAUCUGCACCAGACACUAAUUUUAGUGUUAAACCAAUAGCUAAACGGUUAACAUCCUCCAAACAAUUAACAUUUGCUAAUCUUGAAUACCUCAAGUCUUUGGGGUUUAAAAUAAAAAACAACCACAACUAUGAAUAUAUUAAACGUAACUGAUAGAGCUUUUUUUGAUUAUUCACUAGUAAACGUAGAAAAACAUUCAUAUUUACCAUAUGUUUCCAACUCGGUUAAUAACAAUGACGAAAUUAGAAUUCCAAUUAAUCAAUCUGAUUUGUUUACUCAUCCAAGUGAGAGUUUUAUAUACAUCGAGGGUAAAUUAUUAAAAGCAGAUGGAACAAUAUCCACAACAGCUAAAUUAGUUAAUAACUUUUUUGCACAUUUAUUUGAAGAAAUACGUUUAGAAAUCGGUGGUAAAGUAAUAGACCGUGUAAAAAAUCCUGGAACAACUACUACUUUAAAAGGUUUAGUUUCAUUUAAUAAAAACGAAUUAGAACGUUUAAAAAAUGCUGGGUGGAAUAUUGAUAGCGGAGAAUCUUUAUACGAAGUUCAUAGUAGCACAGGAUGUUUUAAUGUAUGCGUACCAUUAAAAACUUUAUUUGGUUUUGCGGAAGACUUUAAAAAAAUUAUUAUAAACUUGAGGCAAGAGUUAACGUUAAUACGAAGUAAUUCUGAUCAAAAUGCAAUUUAUAACACAUUAAAAACUGAAACAAAUAAAAUUGAAAUAGGUAAAAUAGUUUGGAAGAUGCCUCAUAUUUCUGUUGCUGAUGAAGAAAAAUUAAAGUUAUUUAAUUUGUAUGAAAGUGGUAGAGAAUUGGAAAUUGGGUUUAGAAGUUGGGAAAUGUUUGAAUAUCCUUUGUUACAAAAAACUCAACACCAUACUUGGAGUGUUAAAUCAGCAACGCAGCUUGAAAAACCUCGAUACAUUAUUGUUGCUUUUCAAACUGAUCGUAAAAAUGAUUUAUAUAAAAACAAUGGAUAUUUUGAUAACAUAUUUUUAAGGAAUAUAAAAUUAUUUUUGAAUUCCGAACAAUUUCCAUACGAUCAGCUUCAGCUGCAAUUUGAUAAAGACCAAUAUUCUUUAUUAUAUGAAAUGUAUUCAAAUUUUCAACAAUCAUAUUUUGAAAAAGAAAACGAACCUCUUUUAUCUCCUCAACAAUUUUUAAAAUGGCUCCUAUUGUUGUAAUAGAUUGUUCUAGACAAAAUGAUGUUCUAAAUACUGGUACUGUUGAUAUUAGGUUAGAAUGGGAAACAAGUAGAGAUGUUCCAGAUAAAACAUCUGCCUAUUGCAUUAUUUUACAUGAUCGUAUUAUUCGCUAUAUUCCUCUAACAGGAAUAAUUAAUUCAUUAUAA
Messenger RNA from Brassicogethes aeneus, 1524 nucleotides. The record is from the annotation of a GenBank genome assembly. NCBI's taxonomy places the organism in Eukaryota, Metazoa, Arthropoda, Insecta, Coleoptera, Nitidulidae.